CUAGGUUGAAGUGUAACAGGAGGCUGCAAGAAACUUGUCUCUCUCCCUCAAGUCACGUACAGUUUUAUUUUGCACCCUCCAUUUCCAAUGCUAAUGCUCCGAUAGGCAGCAAAAUUAUUUUUUUCUGAAGCAAACGCAAAAUAUUAUUUUUAUAGCAAUGGCAUUUUUUAACAUUCAAACCUUGCUGGAAGCAGCCGAGUACAUCGAGAGGCGAGAGAGAGAAGCAGAACACGGUUACGCGUCGACGUUGCCUUGCGAUGUCGAAUUCAACAGGAAGAAAGCCAAAACGAAGAAAACCCCAAAUAACAGAUCAUCGCACAAUGAGUUGGAAAAGCACAGAAGAGCCAAGCUGCGGCUGUACCUGGAGCAGCUGAAGGAGCUGGUUCCCCUCGGACCCGACUGUUCUCGGCACACCACCCUCAGUCUGCUCAAGCGAGCACGGACUCACAUCAAGAAGCUGGAGGAACAGGACAAGAAGGCUCUGCACCAGAAGGAGCAGCUGCAGCGAGAGCGCCGUUACCUGCGCCGCCGCCUCGAGCAGUUGGCCGUGCAGGGCCUGGAGCGUCUGCGGACGGACAGCCUGGGCUCCGCCAUCUCCACAGACCGCUCCGACUCCGAGCAAGAGGCAGACGUGGACAUCGAGGGCAUGGAGUUUGUCCCGGGAGAGUUGGACAGCGUGGGCAGCGCCAGUGAUGUGGAUGACCACUACAGCUUCCGGAGCAGCUCGAGCGACAGCGGCUAUGCAGACUCGCGCACGAUCACCCCCCGGCUCUCGUAGUGGCUGUCCCGGGGCGGCAGAGGACCACCAGGCAGCACACGGCACUUACAGACCAGUCUCCUCUCUUGCCCGAGGGUUUAAACUGCGACUGCUUCACAUCCUCCACCGCCAGCUCUCGUAUUGCUCUUACCCUCCCGCUGUUCCUUGCAGACCCUGACUGGAUUCCAACGGACCAGACUGGACCCACCACAACCACCCCACCGCCUCCCUCCCCACCCCCCCCACCCAAACCCAACCUGGACCGGAUUACAACUCUCCCGGAGGGGAGUGAACCAGACCAGUAUGCACCCAUCCUGGAGUGGAGUAAACGGGACCCAUCCCCACCCUCCCGGGGUGGAGUAAACUGGACUGGACGCCAACCCUCCCUUAGCAGAGUUAACCGGACCGGAAUGUAUGCAUCCCGGAGUGGAGUAAACAGUACCCAUCCCUGACCCUCCUGGAGUGGAUUCAACUGGACUGGAGUUCUUCCGCGCACCCCCCCCCCCCCCCCCCCCCCCCCCCCCCCGCCUUGAGUGGAGUGAACUGGACUGGACUCCACCCCCUCCCGGAGCAGAUUCUGCUUGGACCCCACCCCUUCCAGUACAAACCUGACUGGACCACUCAUACCCCCGGAGCAGAACAGACUGGACUGUUCACCUCCCCUCCUGGAGUGGAUCGGAUCAGAUCAGAUCCCACCCUGACCCAGUCCCCUGUUACGGACCAGACUGUGUCUGAUUUUGGUUCACGGUUGUAAGGCAGGUAGGGAUGGUAUUAGCAAUAAUUCAGGGCGCGUGGGAGAUGUUACGGUGGUCAAGAGCCAGCUCUAAUGAUUAGCCUCACAAGUAGAGCUUUGAUUUUCUUUAAGAAGUUUCUUUGUUGAAUCCAAACUACCGUGGAGACCCCACGAUAAAAGUUAAGGCGGGCAGCAGGUGAAGCCUGCCCCGACCGAGGCUCCCCCGGGCACACAGUGCACGGGUCGACAGCCUGCCCCAUCUCUGAUCACAUAUCUUAAUGCCCACCUUCCACGGAGUAACCCAAGGGUUUUAUUGCCUCCUUGUUGAUCUAUAGAAGCCAGCAGUGUUACACUGAGCAGUGUUAUGUGCAGCACUGCCUGGCUACAGAAACCCUCUCCACUGAUCUGUCCUUUAGAUCGCUUCUGUUCAAAGUGUAAGUGAAACUGGUUGCUUUUACAGUCUGCUUGGUGUUGGUCAUUAGAGCAUGGCUUCAUAGACAAACUGACCAAUUUUUUAAAUUACAAGUCUCAAGAGAGGUCUCUUCAAAAAAAAAACUUACAAAAAAUAUUAGUCGAGUAAUUUUAACCGGUGUAGUCUCAAAAUUUCCUGUAUCAAAAUUUUGUAUUAUAUUUUCCUAAAUGUUAUCUAAACCGUGCUUGUUGGGGAGAGCAGGGGUGGCAGAGAGGGGUGGGUACGGCAAGGAAGGGUUCGCCUCCAGACCAGAGUCUCUCUGCCAUUGUCACGUUGUGCCUUGGUGACUGUUCCUCAGGGACCCCCUGUCGGUCUCGGGAUUGCUGGCACUGAGCUUGCCUCCUCCCCACCUCCCUUCCCCGGACCACCGCCCCCCCCCCCCCCCCACGCCCCCUCUCAGAAACCGAUGAGAAGAACUUCUCGGCAGCUCUCGACCUUGUUUUUUGCACUCUCAAGCCGACUGUCCGCCACCCUACAAGUGAGGCGGCUGGUUCUGGCUGGGGCUCUUCAUGUGAGCUCCCUCCACCCCUCCCUCCUGCUGGGAACAGUCGGAGGUUAGAACAUGGCAGCUGAAUUUUAGAAAAAAAACUUUUUAAAAACAAAAUAGUGUAUGCUAUUACAAUAUAGUGUUAUUACUGGACCAGUAAUUAAAAAUACACUAUCAAAACCCCUCCCUGAGGGGUCAGACAGUGCAUGGUGUUGGACAGACUGCCACAUUUACUGCAGUUUUUGUUUUGAAGGUUAUCUUGAGUUUAGUUGUGUUGUUCUCUCUGUCUCGUAGACCACCAGCUUCCGAAUCACGAAAGCAAUAGAGGUUUUACCUUCACUAGUCUCGCGACUGUUAUCAGGAUCAAACCUGGAAUCCGUCCCUGUAUUCACUAGACGACGGGCUGCUCUGAUCAAACACACAAGGAAACAAGGAUCUGUUUGCUAAGAGUGAAACUCUCGCACAGAACCUCAGGCUCCCCGAGAUGAAUUGGGGCCAGAUCGAACGAGGGUUUGACCACGGGGGUAGACUUGCUGAGGAGGGGAGGGGCAGCUGGUGGGGCUGUGGUGUGGGAGGGUUGCUUUGACCCCCCUCCCCCCUUCCCCAUUCCUCCUCUCCUCGCACACAGAUCAGCCAAGUGUUCGAUCCUACGUUCCUGGGAGAUGUGCCAGACUGCGGGCUGUUCUAACCCUUUGUUUCCUUGCCUGUUUAUUAAUCUCUCCCUCCCUCUCUCUCUCAGGGUAAGUCUCCCAGCUUGGAGCCUGAAUUGAACCUGCACUUCCCGGGCUCCUUUGAGACUUGAAGGGUCCUUGGGGGGUUGGGGGGGGGUGGUGGUGGUGGUGUUCUCUUGACAGGGUGGAGGUGAAGAGGGCGCUCCCUCUUGUGGGAGAAUCUAGAAGGAGGUGUCACUGUUUAAAACGAGCCGGCCACUUAAGGCAUAGUUUGUUGUCUGAGGGGCUGUGGGUCUCUUCCUCAAAGGACCCAGAGCGAUUGAAUAUUAAGGCAGAGGGUGGUGGGUUCUUGGAAGAUUGAGGGGGUGGAAGGUUACUGGAGGUAAAUGAAUGCAGAGUCGAGGUUACGGUCAGAACUGCUGUGAUCUUACGGGACGGUGGAGUGGGCUUGAGGGAAGCCCUUCGCUGGAAUGGUCCAGAACCGGUUCAUCUGUGUCAGACAAGGAUGUUGAGGAAUGUGCAUCUGGGGUGCAAGUUGGCCAACGUGCUGCAAUGGCCUGUAAGGUUUCUGCAUAUGCGUGGGGGGCGUGUGGGGCAAGAGAUAGGGCAUGCCAGGGCUGUAGCUCCCCAGGAUGAAGAGGUUGUGGGUGUUGGCUUUUGUUGGAUGGCCUGUGUACUGCCUGGGGAGAUGGGAGCCAGGCCUGGGGGCUCCUCCUCCUCAAACGUGGCUGCCCCACAGGAGGUAAUUCGGACACCAAAGACUCCGCUGCAGCCCUGGGUACUUCCUCCGGGGCGGGGGUGGACCUCCUGAGCUCUUUAUUGCCAACCACCUGCUGGUUCCUUCUUCCCACCGCUCAUUGAGCCGCCAGGUCUUUUGUUGCAGACAGCAGCUCGAGAGGGGGAGAAAUUUAACCUGCCCUCCCCCCUCCCAUACCUGAACCCUGAGGGUCCCCCCCAGAGACCAAAGUGUUUGCUGUUCAGGGAGUCGCUGGGGCUGGGAUGUCUCCGAGGGGAAAAUAACCAGAUGAUUCCCAACAUUUCUUGGGUGCCGUGUAAUGAAGUUGGCCAUGAGGAAGAAGUCCCAUUUUGGUGCCUCGGUCCCAGUAGGCUCUAACUCAAUGUCUUCCAUUAACUUCCAACUGCCUAAAUAGAAAGCAGUUGUCCUUAGGUUCGUAGCAGGGACGUGGUGGCUUGAAGGGCCUGUUUCUGUGCUGUACAUCUCUGACUGAAAGUGACCUCAUGAACAUGCCCCACACUACAGACACACCCCCUCUCAGUCACAGGAUGAGUCCUUGAUCUAGUUGUUGAGAAGUCAGCUGAAUUUGACCCACAACUAGCCCCAUGCCACAGAGAUGCAUCAGCGGAAAGAUGGGCUGGUGUUUUGUGCAUUUUAAACGUGAAAUAGGAAACUUUAGCAGUGAAGCUUUUUUUUUGUUGUUGCUGGGGUGGGAGAGGAAAGGUUGGUAGAGGUGGGACUGGCAGGAAAUGUAGACUUUAUAUUUUAAAUAAGGUCUCCAAGAGACCAAAACUGUUCCAUCCAUUUGUACAAUUGAUUAUUGCAAAGCAUUUAGGCAAUUGACUUUUUGUACUGCUUCACGAGGAAUAUUGGCCUCGUCUGCUGGCUCCUGGGCCUUGAAGAAGAGGAAGUUACUGCAGUAUUAAAUCAUUUUGUUCCCUAAUCACUGGCUAUUUCUUUAUUUUAAAAAAAGCUUUUUUUUAAAGAAGUGAAAUCUCCUUUAUAGAAGGUGGACUGAAUUAUUUCAUGUCAUCUGGCAUUGGGAAUUUUAACUUGGACGGUGUCUUUUUGUGGGUGAUGGGGAUUGUGAACAUUCUCUCCGCCUUUUUGAUAAACGAGAUCGGGGAACUCCCGAGACACGAGCUGGUGAGGCUUCAGUAACUCCAGUUUCUGUGGAACAGAAUCACUUUAUUCUUGAUGUGUGGUUGGCCGCAGGGGUGGGGAGAGGGCAGCGAGGAGGCCUUUGCGAAUGGCUUGAGGUACACUGGAUGGGUUCUGUGCCGGAGACUUGUGAAUAUGUAUUGAGGAGCUCCCUUCAGUAUAGAAUGCUUUAUAUAGCUCCUAAGAUGUAUAAUAUAAAUUCACACAUUCAUGGUGCUGGCUACCCUUGUAGCACAGUGAAGGCAAUGUGGUGUAUCAUUCUUUCAUUGUAAUAUAAUAAAACAUUUUUUUACAUCA
Pristis pectinata (smalltooth sawfish) is the source of this 5314-nucleotide messenger RNA. It is a transcript of the gene mxd4, whose product is annotated as MAX dimerization protein 4. NCBI's taxonomy places the organism in Eukaryota, Metazoa, Chordata, Chondrichthyes, Rhinopristiformes, Pristidae. The transcript is spliced from 6 exons. The coding region runs from base 158 to 778 and encodes 206 amino acids. Gene Ontology annotation, molecular function: DNA-binding transcription factor activity, RNA polymerase II-specific; protein dimerization activity; RNA polymerase II cis-regulatory region sequence-specific DNA binding. Gene Ontology annotation, biological process: regulation of transcription by RNA polymerase II. The record is from RefSeq and is a predicted model, not a curated record.